AUAAUUUCUUUAGUUUUGUGACAUCAAAUAUUUUGUAACCUGUAAUCUCUGUUCUUGAAUUAUGUCAAACCUUUGCUUAUUAAGGAAAUUGUCUUUCCAUCUCCUCUUUGUUUGUGUGAUUCUUUUUUAUUUAUAUGUUAUUUUUUUUUUCGAAAUUUGUAAUGGGACAUAUAGUUAUUUUAGCCUGUGGUUUUAUACUGAAUAAGCAGAUGCCUUUGCUACCUGGUAUGGUUAAUGGCCUUGGAUCACAACUGAUGCAGCGGCGACAAUUAUAUGCUGAGCCAAUGUCAAAGUUAAGAAUGCUUAUGAUUUCUCGUAUGGCCAAGCCAAAAGAGGUUCUCAUAGUGGAAGAUGAAAAUGGCAAUAUUGUUCGUGAAACCAUGAAGGACAAUGAUGUUCUCGUGCAAUAUAAGAUCAUGAGGGAGACUUUGAUAUUUAGAGAGCUUCGGAUGGCAACAAACAACUUUAGCAGCAAGUACUUGGUUGGAUGAUGAAUUGAAGGAUGAAGCAAGUUUCAUGCAUGAUUUACUUUUGUGUAUCUUGUAAUGUUUCUGUUUUUCAUUUUUAAAGUAAAAAAUGUUCAAGAUUAUAAAACUUUAUCAUGUUAUGCUUUCAAAUUUAAGUUAGAACUAAGAUCUCAUGAAGUAGACAUAUUCAUGGUUUGAAUUAGUUAUUGUUUAAUGUAAUACUUGUGGUUUAUCAAUCUAUUGAGAAUUACAUUU
This is a messenger RNA of Humulus lupulus (European hop), 722 nucleotides long. RefSeq names its product protein EXPORTIN 1A-like. The record is from RefSeq and is a predicted model, not a curated record. Gene Ontology annotation, biological process: ribosomal small subunit export from nucleus; ribosomal large subunit export from nucleus; protein export from nucleus. Bases 135 to 491 code for a protein of 118 amino acids. Lineage: Eukaryota; Viridiplantae; Streptophyta; Magnoliopsida; Rosales; Cannabaceae. Gene Ontology annotation, molecular function: nuclear export signal receptor activity. Gene Ontology annotation, cellular component: cytoplasm; nucleus. The transcript is spliced from 2 exons.